AGAUAAUACGUUUACCAUUAUCUGACAAGUGCUAAUAGUUCAGUAGUAUUUUUAGUAUAUUACAUUUACAUAAAAAGAUUUUUCCGUCUUAAUUUUUAGUUAUACUUAUCGUAAGCAUUUGAUUACGUACACGAUUAUAAAUUAUAUAGUAGUACACCAUCAGCUGUGUAGGUACCUAAAUAUAAAUGGCCAUGAAACGGCCGGUGUAUAAUCAUUUACGUAAUUACUAUUUAUUACUCGUAGACCGCAGUCGUGUGGCUAACUAGUAUUAUAUUAGUAUUGUUAUAUUCUGUGUUAUAACUACUAUUUUAGUAAUCAUCAUAUUUUUGCGAAGAAGGCCAAUUUUAAUUUAAUUUUAAUUUUGAAUAGCUUGAUUCUUAUUUAUUUUUACUUGUGUGACUAUAUUGACUUAAGGAUAAGACGUUUGUGCAAUUCAAUAUAAUAAUUUAGUCUAAAGGUUUAUAUCAUUUAUCUGUGCAAAAAAUUAAAAGGUUUCAAUAUAUUUUUGUAAAAUGAGUGUACCUGUAGCAAUUGGGUCUACGUUUUUUGGAUGUAUGAGCAAUGUUGUUUUUUUGGAACUUCUAGUCAAAGAAGAUCCUGGCAUAGGAAAUUUGAUUACAUUUUCCCAAUUUUUUUUAAUAGCAUUACAUGGAUUUAUAUUCACAGCUAAAUGUGGUACCAAAAAACCGAGCAUUAGUGUCAAAGGGUAUAUGAUCUUAGUAGCAAUGUUUUUUGUCACUAAUGUUUUAAACAAUUAUGCUUUUGAUUUGAACAUUGCCAUGCCAUUACAUAUGAUCUUCAGAGCGGGAUCAUUAAUAGCAAAUAUGGUUAUGGGAGUGAUCAUAUUAAAGAAAAAGUAUACAAUUGACAAAUUUAUUUCUGUGGGCAUGAUAACAGCAGGUAUUACAAUAUGUACAAUUGUAUCAGGUCAAGAUGUCAAAAAAACUGUUGUACAUGGUGUUGUUCAAAAUACAUCAGAGCUAGAAGACUUCUUUUGGUGGUGCUUAGGAAUUGCGUGUUUAACUAUUGCAUUAUUCAUUUCUGCUCGCAUGGGUAUAUACCAAGAAACAUUAUAUAAACAACAUGGUAAACAUCCACAAGAAGCUUUAUUUUAUACUCAUUUGAUACCGCUUCCAUGGUUCCUGUUUUUGUACUCAAAUCUUAAGGAACAUGCAUUAAUGGCUUUUGAAAGUGAACCAUUGCCAUACAUAGGAUUUGGUAUACCAAGUACCAUUAUUUAUCUUACUGGAAAUGUUUUUACUCAAUAUGUAUGCAUAAGUUCGGUUUACUUUUUGACAACUGAAUGUUCAUCAUUAACAGUAACACUAGUUAUAACAUUGCGAAAGUUUGCCAGUUUAUUGUUUAGUAUUUUGUACUUCAGCAAUCCAUUUACUCUGUACCAUUGGAUUGGAACUCUUUUAGUUUUUGUUGGUACAAUCAUAUUCACCGAGAUACCGCAAAAAGUACAACAAAUGACAGCGCCAAAAAAAACAACAAAAAAGGCAAAGAAAACAAAAACAAAUUAAAAUUCCAUUGUUAUGAUGUUGGAUUAAUGGAUAUUACAGGAUUAUACUAUAUAUUAAAUGAAUUCUUGUUUAGAAUAAAUAAAAACUUAUUAAUUUAUUUUAUUUGACAAUAAACAGAAAUAAUUUACAAACAAAGUAAAAGUCUUUUAUCUAAA
Molecule: messenger RNA, 1681 nt
Organism: Rhopalosiphum padi (bird cherry-oat aphid)
Lineage: Eukaryota; Metazoa; Arthropoda; Insecta; Hemiptera; Aphididae
Gene: Efr
Product: UDP-xylose and UDP-N-acetylglucosamine transporter
Exons: 8
Coding region: 513-1526 (337 amino acids)
Biological process (GO): transmembrane transport
Cellular component (GO): Golgi membrane; endoplasmic reticulum membrane
Molecular function (GO): UDP-xylose transmembrane transporter activity; UDP-N-acetylglucosamine transmembrane transporter activity
Source: RefSeq, a predicted model, not a curated record